Messenger RNA from Rotaria sordida, 483 nucleotides. The record is from the annotation of a GenBank genome assembly. NCBI's taxonomy places the organism in Eukaryota, Metazoa, Rotifera, Eurotatoria, Philodinida, Philodinidae.
AUGGAUUAUAAACCAAUACAAAAUGAUCAAUCUAGUUUUCCUAUUGAAAGAGCUCAUAUUCGUAUAAUAAAUGGAUCAAAUGAUAAUAAAAAACAAUCAUCUUCUGGUAAAAAAAUUUCCAAGUCAAAUAAUCAAGUUGAUGAAAAUUCAACGAUAAAACCUAUACGAAUGAGUACGCGUAAGAAUUCAAUAAAAACUGAAAUAAUUACAGAAAUGAACCCAUCUUUUGAAACAAAACCAAUUAUUUUAUCUUCAAAUGAAAUUUCAAAAGAAUGGUUAACACAUAAUGUUUUUUAUCGUUGUCAUGCUUGUUCACAUGAAGAAUUUUUUGUUGUUUUAUCACGUGAAUGUAUUAAUUUACAUGUAUCAUCAAAACAUGUCAAUAUGGAAGAAAAUUUUAAACAACGCUUAUCAAAUUUUCUUAAUAAUAGAGGACGUUCGCUAAAAAUUUUUCAACAUUAUUUAAAAUGGCAACAACCAUGA